CUUAUUACUUGUUAGUAGUGAUGACGCAAAGAUCCUGGAUGUUUUGCUCUUUAACAAUCCUAUCUCAUCCUUUAAGUCCCAUUCCCCUUGUUCAUCGAAAUCCAUCUCCAUACAUUCCUCCUAUGAAAACCAAAGCAUUUUGACAUCGAGCUCUUCAAAGCGAGAACAAAAUGAAGUUACUAGGAUGGAUGCAGCAUAAGUUACGGCAAAGUAAUAUUGAACCUUUCAAGGAUUUCACAAUUGGGAACUACUGUUCUUGUCUUUCGGCUCACUCAUCCCUCAAUGAUCAAGACUCCAAUCCAAAAUCAGCCUCUGGCCACGGACAUGGAUCCAGAUUUUCAACCCUGUCCCAACAGGAAAGUGAGAACUCCUUCACAGAAUUUGAAGCCAAGGGAGUAGAAGAAAACUUUGGAGAUGAAGCAUCUACUGUCAUCUCGGGGCUAUUCCAUGGCUUUCUUACCAUUGGAACUCUGGGCUCCGAACUGAUUAUCAGCGAACCCGUAACGCCAACAUUCGCCAUGUCUUUGGAGAAUUCUGAGGACAAGGCAGAGGUCACAGAAAAUGAUUUGAAGAUCAUCAAUGAUGAACUGGAGAAGUUCCUUGAGGCAGAAGCUGAAGAACAUGGGUCCAAUGAGUCAUCAGGAAGGAACAGUCAGGUUAGCACGAUUACACUUAGUGGUAAACCAAUGCAGGAAGCCAAUGCUAAAGAAUAUGGGAAAACAAUUGUAUGUCCUCUCCAAGGAUAUCUGUUUGGGUCUUCAAUUGAACUUCCAGAAGCAAGAUUUGAGGUGAAGAAGGAAAAGGCAUCACUUGCAGAACUGUUCUACAGGACAAAAAUAGCAGAAGAGAGUCCUACGGAAAAAUGUGGGAAAGAGGAGAUGCAGACCAAGCAAGCAAAUAAACCUGUCAAACAUCUCAUCAAGAAAAUUCUGAAAAAGCUUCAUGCUUCUUCAGGGAGUUCUACUCCUACCUCUUCUCCUAAAGAAACCAAUUCUAUUUCAACCAAGAAAAAACUCCACAAGGUCAUAAAACUAUUCCACAGAAAAAUCCAUCCUGAAAGCUCUAUAGCUGAAAGAGAGUCUAAAAAUUUACAUACAGAUAAGAUGAAUAAUGCUCCUUAUGAUGAUGGUGAGUAUACUGAUGUACAGCAGACGCACCAAGGUAAAGGCAACAGGAGGUUUCCUCAGGGAUCAUGGUCAAAGGAAGGAACACAAAAUUACAAGACUAUCUCAAAACUGCCUCAAUACGGACUCACUGGCUUUACUGCAGGUGCAAAUGGGGAGCACUGGAUUAAGACAGAUGCAGACUACUUGGUGUUGGAGCUGUAGUGAAGAAACUGCAAGAAAUGCUUAUUAAUAGCUUUUGUCCUUCGCAGUAAGACUCCAAUCUUGUGGCUUCAUAAUAUCAACUGUGUUGUAAUGUGUUUGCUAGUAAGUGGUGAUGAACUCAAUAGAAAAAGAAGACUAUUAGGAGGAAUCCAUCUUAUCCUCCUGCGUGUGAUAAUAAAGUUGUGCACUAGUUGUCUUGUAGUCUUCCUAAUCUGAACAUCUGUUUAUGAUCA
Theobroma cacao (cacao) is the source of this 1561-nucleotide messenger RNA. RefSeq names its product protein LAZY 1-like. The record is from RefSeq and is a predicted model, not a curated record. Lineage: Eukaryota; Viridiplantae; Streptophyta; Magnoliopsida; Malvales; Malvaceae. Gene Ontology annotation, biological process: gravitropism; regulation of auxin polar transport.